CAGAACCUCCAGCUGAGUUGAGCCAGAGCCAGGAAAGGAUUCAGAUGCCUCUGCUUUGCUGCUGACCCCUGCACCAGGGACUGAGCUGUGCCAACCUCUGCCCGUGGAGCAGUACCCUGAGGAAGGGGAGCUGCUAAGACUGCUGUUGGCUGAGUACCCCGAGGAACUGCUGGGACUGCUGGGUGCCGUGUACCCAAAGGAGACUGAGGACCCAGGAGCAACGAAACCCUACGAACCGAUCUUCCUUGUCAGAGUUUCCCCAACAUGUCAUCAGAAGUUUGUGGAGGAUGGUCGGAGACCUUGCCUUGCCUACAUAUCCAAGAAAUUGCUAACAAGGUGAAGCCACAGCUGGAAGAGAAAGACAAGAAGCCGUAUCCAGUCUUUGUAGCCAUACAAUAUAGAACUCAGUUGGUUGCUGGAACAAACUACUUAAUUAAGGUCUCUGUCAGCAACAGCAAUGAUGAGUGUGUACACUUGAGGGUGUUCCAAAGCCUUCCGUAUAAGAAAGAGGAGCCCAGUCUUACCCGCUACGAGACUGGCAAAACCAGAGAUGAUCCAUUGGAGCCAUUUUGAAUGAGAUGCUUGGGAUGGGCUCUUCUGUUGCUCUUUCUACAGACUCCCAACUGAUACCGCCUUUGCCAAUACAUUAAUGAAAAUAAAAUGAAUCUGAUUUUGAAAACUAA
Malaclemys terrapin pileata is the source of this 683-nucleotide messenger RNA. RefSeq names its product cystatin-B-like. Bases 265 to 573 code for a protein of 102 amino acids. The transcript has 4 exons. The record is from RefSeq and is a predicted model, not a curated record. Gene Ontology annotation, cellular component: cytosol. Lineage: Eukaryota; Metazoa; Chordata; Testudines; Emydidae. Gene Ontology annotation, molecular function: cysteine-type endopeptidase inhibitor activity.